Pundamilia nyererei is the source of this 5106-nucleotide messenger RNA. RefSeq names its product potassium voltage-gated channel, subfamily H (eag-related), member 3 (gene kcnh3). Gene Ontology annotation, biological process: potassium ion transmembrane transport; regulation of membrane potential. The record is from RefSeq and is a predicted model, not a curated record. NCBI's taxonomy places the organism in Eukaryota, Metazoa, Chordata, Actinopteri, Cichliformes, Cichlidae. The coding region runs from base 1 to 3708 and encodes 1235 amino acids. Gene Ontology annotation, molecular function: voltage-gated potassium channel activity. Gene Ontology annotation, cellular component: plasma membrane. The transcript is spliced from 15 exons.
AUGAAGGCCACUCUUGAGUCUCUCACCUCCCACUAUGACCGCAUGACCAACUUCAUUGCCAUGAUAACUGCCAGAGGGGAAAUUGUGCAGCGUGCCAUUACUCCAAUUUCCAGGUGCUGCCAGGCUGUGGUGGUGUUCUCAGCUGUCACACAAAACUACAGCAACUUUGUUCUGGGAAACGCCCAGGUGCAGUCACUCUACCCCAUCGUUUACUGCUCUGAUGGUUUCUGUGAGCUCACUGGUUACGCCCGUGCCGAACUCAUGCAGAAGAGCUGCGCGUGUCACUUCCUGUACGGCCCAGAAACGAGCGACCGGUCAACGGCCCAGAUCCAAGGAGCCCUGGAUGAACGGAGGGAGUUCAAGACUGAGCUGGUCUUCUACAAGAAGGAAGGUACAAAGUUCUGGUGUCUUCUGGACAUUGUACCGAUUAAGAAUGAGAAGGGCGAGGUGGUUCUUUUUCUCGUGUCCCACAAAGACAUCACUGACAAGAAGAAGGAGCAGGACCCUGAGCAAGGACCUGAAACUGAUGAAGAGACGGGUCUGGAGGUGCAUCAGGUGACUCGCCCUCCGGGCUUCAACGCCAAUCGGCGCCGCAGCAGAGCUGUGCUCUAUCACCUGUCAGGACACCUGCAGAAACAAGACAAGAGCAAGCUCAAGAUCAACAAUAACAUGUUUGGGGAGAAGCCUCCAAUCCCGGAAUACAAAGUAGCAGCCAUUCAGAAAUCUCGCUUCAUCCUGCUCCACUAUGGAACCUUCAAGGCCGGCUGGGAUUGGUUAAUUCUGCUGGCGACUUUCUACGUGGCCGUCACUGUGCCCUAUAACGUGUGUUUCACGGUCGGGGGAGGGCGGGAUGAAGGCAGCGCCUCACGCAGCCCGCCCAGCGUCAGCGACAUCCUCGUCGAGAUCCUCUUCAUUUUAGACAUAUUGCUGAACUUUCGAACUACAUUUGUGAGCACGUCGGGUCAGGUCGUCUACGACGCCCGCUCCAUCUGCGUUCACUACGUCACCACCUGGCUCUUUGUUGAUCUCAUUGCCGCCCUGCCCUUUGACCUGCUGUAUGCUUUCAAUGUCAGCGUGUACUUUGGUGUCCACCUGUUGAAGACAGUCCGGCUUCUUCGGUUACUGCGGCUGCUGCAGAAGCUGGAGCGCUACUCACAGUACAGUGCUGUGGUCUUGACCCUGCUGAUGUCCAUGUUCGCCCUGCUGGCGCACUGGAUGGCGUGUGUCUGGUACUUCAUAGGUCGAAGGGAGAUUGAGAGCCAAGGAUCAUCAGACAUAGGUUGGCUCCAUGAGCUGGCCAAACGUCUGGGUACCCCGUAUUUCCCUGCUGCCCUGACAACGCUGUUCCCCUCCACGGUCAGCAGCAUUCCAGCCGACAGCAGUCAGUGGAACGUGUCUGGGUCAGAGGUCGCAGGGCAAGGAACCUGGAAUUCUAGCCAGCAUUACGGGAAUGUUUCAGGAAGCGAGACUGCAUCUGGGACGGCUGGUGGGAGUGGGAGUUUCAGUGUGCUGGACGGCGGGCCAUCAAUGCGCAGCAGCUAUGUGACCUCCCUCUACUUUGCUCUGAGCAGUCUGACCAGUGUAGGGUUUGGAAAUGUGUCAGCCAACACAGACUCAGAGAAGAUCUUCUCCAUCUGCACCAUGCUCAUAGGAGCACUGAUGCAUGCAGUUGUGUUUGGCAACGUGACGGCCAUCAUCCAGAGAAUGUACUCGCGCCGCUCGCUUUACCACACCCGCACCAAGGACCUGAAGGACUUCAUCAGAGUCCAUCGGUUGCCCAAAGCUUUGGAGCAGCGCAUGCUGGAGUGUUUCCAAACUAUGUGGUCGGUCAACAACGGGAUCGACGUUAGUGAGCUUCUGAAAGACUUCCCAGAUGAGCUGAGGGCUGAUAUCGCCAUGCACCUGAACAAGGAGCUGCUCCAGUUGCCUCUGUUUGAGUCAGCCAGCAGGGGCUGCCUGCGUUCCCUCUCCCUCAUCAUCAAGACCUCCUUCUGCGCUCCAGGGGAGUUCCUCAUCCGGCAGGGAGACGCCUUGCAGGCUAUCUAUUUUGUCUGCUCAGGUUCCAUGGAGGUCCUGAAAGACAACACUGUGCUGGCUAUCCUAGGUAAAGGAGAUCUAAUUGGCUCAGACUCCCUGACGAAGGAACAAGUGAUCAAAACCAACGCUAAUGUCAAGGCCCUGACUUACUGUGACCUGCAGUAUAUCAGCCUCAAGGGUCUCCGAGAGGUUCUCCGACUUUACCCUGAGUAUGCCCAGAAGUUCAUCAGCGAGAUACAACAUGACCUGACUUACAAUCUACGAGAGGGCCACGGGGCUGAUGUGGAUUGGGAGAGCAACGGUGGCUUGGUGAAGAAGCUGCCGUCCAUCCGCGAGGAUGAGGAGGGUGAUGAGGAGCAGAGCUCCGUGUCCCGAGCUCCUCGCUCCCCGCUGCAUCUCAGCAGGGGCCUCAGCUCGCCCCUGCGCUCCCCUCUCCUGCCGCCUCGGCCUUUCCGUGCUCCCUCCGACCACUCGCGCCCUUCCACCCUGCAGAUACCAGUUGUGAGCUUGAGUGGUGCACCACCUGAACUCAGCCCCAGAUUUGUGGACGGCAUUGAAACAGAGAACAAUUCCACCACAACACAGAAGUUUGAGUUCAGCCCCAGCCUGUCACCUGCCCCUCCGCCCUCACCGUACGCAGGGAUCCGUGAGCACUCUGAGAUCAAGCAGAGUGUGUCUAAACUGACUGAGGAGAUGAACGGUCUGUCUAAACAAGUUUCCAAGCUCAGUCAGGAGCUGCAGGAAAUGACACGCCUGCUCAAGCCCCUCCUCCAAAUGGCACCACAGCCAGUGCUGAUGACCAUGAUGCCAAAUUUAACAUCACCUCCCAGUAGUGCCAGCCAGCUGUCAUCAAGCCCUUGCCCCGGGGCGCCACCCCCUUCCACAGUUUUUUCCCACCAGAGACCUGACACUCAUUCCCUGUUAGAUAGCAGAGACACAGAGAGUUCAGAUUUGCCAGGAUGCCUUCUCCCAACUCCUCACUCACCAAAAAGGCCUAAUUCAACUCCUUCAGCAUUAGCAGAGACCCCGCCCAAGCCCCCAGGGGCCAAUAGCCAAGGGUCUGCUGACUCCAACCAUCAGUCGCCAGAGGAAGGAUUUCCAGAGGGGCGCGUGGACUCCCGAAGACUCCGUGCCUCCUCCAGUAACGGGAUAUUUUUCCCCUCGCUGCAGGACCAACCUCCUCUGGCCUCUCGCACCCCUUCACCUUCACUCUCCUUCUCCAUGUCUCUCUCUUCCUCAUCAUCUUUUUCCCCAUGCCAAGGACCUCACCUCUCCCGACCUGGCAGUUGUGCCAGCAGAGGCCCGCUCAUCCCACCUGCCUCUCAGGACACUCACCCUCCCCUGUCCUCUCACUUUUCAGCUCCACCAUCGCUCACAUCCUCCCCUGGAAGUCAUCGGCUGAGGCCUUCCCCUUCCGUGCCAGUCGUGUCCCCUAACACCUCUGUCCAUCCCUCCAGUCUUUCUCUGCCCUUGUCUUUGGAAGCUGCAAACGCAAGGAGAAGAGAUAACCAGACUCCAUCUUGGUGCAACUCACAGCGACACUACCGAGGGGCAAGACCCGUUUCUCACCCCCAGGAGCUGGAGAUGCAGGAGCGGGGACGACACCUGGAAGAGGAGAAGUCCUCCUCAGAGCACAUCAGUUUCAUUGAUGAAGAGGAGCCAGCAUUAUGAACGGCCUGUGCAAAAGAUGUCAUUCAAGUAGCAGGAAAGAUGUAGGACAAGAGUUUAAAGAGGUCAGAGCAAGUGCAAGGUAAAGACAACAAACACAGGGAACAGAAAGCUGGUCCAUUUCACACAGAAAGACAUUUGUCAGGCAGGAGAUGCCAGACGGACAGACAGGUAAACACAAAAUACAGUGUGAAGGAAUGCUUUCCUCUACAGAUCAACCACAGAAUUACAAUAGCACAAACAGUCUUAUAGCAUCAAUGAUCCAGUAGCAUGAGUCAAACACUGCAGAGCCAGAGCACAUCUAUUUAUCUCUCCACCCUGAUGAAGCUCUAUCGCUUUUUAAUCCUAGUAAGUCUCCUCUUCAAAGGGCAGGCACAAACACAUGCAUCUCGGCAGGAAACGCGUCUUUACCCAAACUAGAUAAUCCAAGCCAACUGCACUGGGACUAAGAAUGUAAGCCCUUCAGUGGUCUCAGUCACCUCACCUGGAAGGUUCCUGUGCUUCAUCAAUGGGAUUAUUUUUUGGGGGAAUGCAGUUAUCUGCCCCUGGACUGGUUAAAAAAAUACAGCUUUUUAUCGAAUAACCUCAGACUAAAUGGUUCUACAAAGUGUUUUUUACAAUGUUUCUUAUUGCCCCCUUUCACACACACACACACACACACACACUAAUGACAGCAGAACUGUCAUUAGUGUGGCGCCCGCACUGCAUUUGGGAACAACUUGGGGAUUCAGUGUCUUCACCAAGAAAACCUGGUGAUUUGUUUGCAGCCUGUUUUAUCACCUAAGCCACAGGUGAGCCAAGAAUUGAUUACAUGCCCAUUACACACAUUCACAAAGAAGAUGUUGAGCUUGGUUUUAACUCAGGAAUGCAAACUUGUCACAUCCUGUAAAAAAAACUAAACAAAAAAACUGACAUUCUGAAUCCACAGACAGUAUAAAAGAUCGAUGCAGCCACUGUGACCUUAUCCCCAGGUUUGUGAAGUCCUGCUUUGAAGCCUUGAGAUGAGUCGUCAUCUCGGCUUUUGGGAACUGAACUUAACAAGCAAGUGGCAGUUCUGACUGUGAAACCACGUGCUCACUGACUUGUCAAGCUAGCCCAGGGAAUCCUAUUGACUCAUAGAACAACCACAAUUUCUAAAAAGUUCUUUAUAGAAUUAUUACUUUUAUACAAUUUAUAUAAAAGUAUUAAUGUAGAGUCUUUACCUUACAAUACAGAGGGCCUUGAGGUUCACAGAGUUCAAGCAUGAUUAUCAUUUUCUGACACUAGCACCAAAAGUCUGCGCAACCACAGCUAUCGCCCCAUGGUGGCCAUUAGAAAGAAUGCAGGUUUAGGUUUUCUUCUGCGUUAGCGUCAUUUCUCAUACCGUCCACGUCUGAAUUCAGAAUAGAUCUAUUGCGUGAU